AUGCGUGCUCUUCUAUUCACUUCCUUUGUUCUCCUGGCGAUCGCAUUCGUCGAAGCCAAGAAACAAACGAUUACUGUCAAGGGAACGACCAUCUGUAAUAAGAAGAGAAUUCAAGCCGAAGUCACACUCUGGGAGAGAGAUACUCUUGACCCCGAUGACAAGCUCGCUUCGCUGACUUCCAGCAAAGAAGGAGAGUUCUCUGUGUCUGGCUCCGACGAUGAGAUCACUUCCAUCAACCCAUACCUCAUCAUCACUCACAACUGCAAUGUCAAGAAGGCCGGAUGCAAACGUAUCUCGGAAUUCGUCGUUCCAAAGGAGAAGAUCGGAGGAACCUAUGAUAUGACCUAUGUGACUCUCGAUAUUCUGUCAGCUAAAGAUAAGGAGAAGUGCUAG
Messenger RNA from Caenorhabditis briggsae, 393 nucleotides. It is a transcript of the gene Cbr-ttr-15, whose product is annotated as Protein CBR-TTR-15. The transcript has 2 exons. The coding region runs from base 1 to 393 and encodes 130 amino acids. The record is from RefSeq and is a predicted model, not a curated record. Gene Ontology annotation, cellular component: cell surface. Lineage: Eukaryota; Metazoa; Nematoda; Chromadorea; Rhabditida; Rhabditidae.